AUGGAGCAGCUGCUGCGCGCGGAGCUGCGCACCGCUACCCUGCGCGCCUUCGGGAGCCCCGGGGCCGGCUGCAUCAGCGAGGGGCGCGCCUAUGACACAGAUGCCGGCCCGGUGUUUGUCAAGAUCAACCACAGGACGCUGGCCCGGCAGAUGUUUGAGGGGGAGAUGGCAAGCCUGGAGGCUCUUCGGAGCACUGGCCUGGUGCGGGUGCCUCGGCCCAUCAAGGUGAUUGACCUGCCUGGAGGCGGGGCUGCCUUUGUGAUGGAGCAUCUGAAGAUGAGGGGCCUGAGCAGUCAGGCAUCAAAACUUGGAGACCAGAUGGCAGAUUUGCACCUUUACAACCAGAAGCUGGGGGAGAAGCUGAGGGAGGAGGAGAACAGAGUGGGCCAGAGGGCCGAGGGUACUGGGCCCCAGUAUGUGACCAAGUUCGGCUUCCACACAGUGACCUGCUGCGGCUUCAUCCCACAGGUGAACGAGUGGCAGGAUGACUGGCCAACCUUCUUCACCCGGCACCGGCUCCAAUCACAGCUGGACCUCAUUGAGAAGGAUUAUGCUGACCGAGAGGCACGAGAACUCUGGUCACAGCUACAGGUGAAGAUUCCAGAUUUGUUUUGUGGUCUGGAGAUUGUCCCUGCCCUUCUUCACGGGGACCUCUGGUCGGGAAAUGUGGCAGAGGAUGACAGCGGGCCCAUUAUUUAUGACCCAGCCUCCUUCUACGGCCAUUCUGAGUUUGAACUGGCAAUUGCCUUGAUGUUCGGGGGGUUUCCCAGGCCUUUCUUCACCGCCUACCAUCAGAAGGUCCCCAAGGCUCCAGGGUUUGACAGGAGGCUGCUGCUCUAUCAGCUGUUUAACUACUUGAACCACUGGAACCACUUCGGUAGGCAGUACAGGAGCCCAUCGCUGGGCACCAUGAGGAAGCUUCUCAAAUAA
Molecule: messenger RNA, 930 nt
Organism: Rangifer tarandus platyrhynchus (Svalbard reindeer)
Lineage: Eukaryota; Metazoa; Chordata; Mammalia; Artiodactyla; Cervidae
Source: the annotation of a GenBank genome assembly